GUAACUGAUGGUUUGAUAGCUAGUCAGCCAGCAUCAGGCACAAUGACUACGAGCAUUCAGAUUUUCAGAGGAGAAAAGGGACGAUGCUUGAAAGCCCACGGAAUCUUCAUACUUUUGUUCACGGAUGUCUUUGUACAAAAUGUAAAUGGGUAUAUGACCUCUCCACAUGUGGGUCAAGACCCCCCCUACAGUCGUGAUGCCCAGUACAGCGCUGUCAUCUCCAGCCCUCUGGUCCCUGCUGCAGCCUCUGCCUCCCCCACAGGCAUGGACAGUUAUGCUUCUAAGUGCCCCAGUGGAGGUCUAUGCAGCAAACUGCCAGCUCACUGCAUUAGCUGUAGCUAUCACCACAACUGCAGUUAUGGCAAGCCUGCUUCUUUCAGUUGCAAGCCCAAGAGAGGUGUCCACUGCAUAGGGGAGGCUGAUCAGCAGCAGCAAACCAAUUUUAGCCUCACAGUCACAUGUCAGUUCUGCUGGCAGCUGGAUGCUUCACAGUACAGAUGUAACACCUCCACCAGUUGUAUGACAGUCUCCUGUCCUCGCCAGCGCUACAAUACCACCUGCAAUGUUGUAGACCAUGUGCAUUGCAUAGGUAAAAGGAAAUUCCAGAAACGUCUUUACUGCAACUGGACUGGAGGAUACAAGUGGUCUACAGCGCUGGCUCUCAGCAUCACGCUAGGUGGGUUUGGUGCCGACCGCUUCUAUCUGGGCCAGUGGAGAGAAGGCCUGGGAAAGCUCUUCAGCUUCGGGGGCCUGGGGAUCUGGACCCUGAUCGACGUGCUGCUCAUAGGGGUGGGCUACGUGGGACCGGCAGACGGCUCCCUCUACAUAUGAGCCACGGGGCUCCAGAGUUGCAGAGGCAAGACGGGAUGAUUACACAGUGCCCUCUCCGGUUGAGACUGCCUGACUCUUUAACCGUCCAAGAUGCCACCCCAUUAGCACGUCUGCCUGCCCAAUCUCCCACAGCCCUCCUGUCCCAUCUGCUAGAAACGCUGCGGCGUAUGCCUCGUCAAAUACGUCACAACCUGCACGUGUCAUAUUCCAGCUCACUCAUCCUCCAAUGUUCUGUACUGUACACUAACUGGAGGUUAAGUUCUUUGGUGAUGGCUUAUGUUGGUUAAAGACAGUGAGAGGUUAAAAUGUGAAGUGGAGGUUGGCUUUUGGUGACAAGUGGUCUGCACAGGCAAAAUGUGAGUUUGGGCCCUUGUGGCACCAGCUUCCUCAUUGCAUAUUAAAGCAUAGGUGGUUAAGGUGUAACCAUGGCUACCAGACAAUUCUGGAAAGACACAAAUCUGGAGAAUAUGUUUGGUCCCAGUGGAGAGAGAAUUUUCCAAUUAUAGUUAAAUGCUGUGCAGAUUAAAAUCCAGUGUUCUUCCAAUUAUCCAAGAUGGGAGAUGGAUGGACAUAUAUCAUUUUACGGUUCUUCACUAUGCCCUUUUGUAAGAAUGGGUGCUCACCGGGAAAGAACAUUUGUAUUGAAAAAGUUGAUUUCCAUUGCACAUUGUAUCUGGAUUUAUGACUAAAAAGGUUUUUUUCUAUACAUUAUCAGUAAUCUGUCAGAUUUCAGGAUUACACAGUAUAGAUGACACUAUCUGCAUGCCCAGACAUGGUGUGCUGUGCACAUGUUGUAAUGUUCCUAAACCUGUUCAUGCAACAAGGCUUGUUGAUGUUGCAGCCAUGUUUUUGUUCCAUGCAUAGCGUAUCCCUGGUGGUAUGUUGUAUGACAUAGCUGCUGAGAAUGUUGAGAACAAACGUUUUGGGGUUCCAUCUUCUGAAAAUGUCAAAUUUACUGACAUUUGUUCUUUUUGCUUGAAUACUGUAUAUUUUGUUUUUAAAAAGGUUGUAAAUAUAACUUAAUGUCCUAAAAUAUUUGCUGCCUUUAAUUGAUUUUG
Molecule: messenger RNA, 1889 nt
Organism: Hypomesus transpacificus
Lineage: Eukaryota; Metazoa; Chordata; Actinopteri; Osmeriformes; Osmeridae
Gene: tm2d3
Product: TM2 domain containing 3
Exons: 6
Coding region: 43-831 (262 amino acids)
Source: RefSeq, a predicted model, not a curated record